Molecule: messenger RNA, 7816 nt
Organism: Sapajus apella (tufted capuchin)
Lineage: Eukaryota; Metazoa; Chordata; Mammalia; Primates; Cebidae
Gene: ZGRF1
Product: zinc finger GRF-type containing 1
Exons: 29
Coding region: 224-6550 (2108 amino acids)
Biological process (GO): double-strand break repair
Cellular component (GO): nucleus; site of double-strand break
Molecular function (GO): zinc ion binding; helicase activity
Source: RefSeq, a predicted model, not a curated record
GGCUGAGACAGAGGUGGGCGGGCUAAAUCUUGGGUCCUCAUCUGGUGCGGUCCCGCGUUAAUGACGUCACGUUGUUUCGCGGGAGAAAUUCGAAAGUGGAUUUUGUGGAAUUUGACAGGUGAGGUGAAGUGUUUCUUGGGAUUUCCUAGGAAUAAAAGGUGGUAUAAAUAGUUGAAUAACUACUUCCUAUUUUCUGGACCCGCGGUUUAUAACUUCAGAAGAAAUGGUGGAAAGCCAAGAAUUUAUUGUCCUAUAUACUCAUCAGAAGAUGAAGAAGUCAAAAGUGUGGCAAGAUGGAAUUCUGAAGAUCACUCACUUAGGAAACAAAGCAAUUUUAUAUGAUGACAAAGGAGCAUGUUUGGAGAGUCUGUUUCUUAAAUGCCUUGAGGUGAAACCUGGAGAUGACUUAGAAAGUGAUCGAUACUUAAUCACAGUUGAAGAGGUUAAAGUUGCUGGAGCCACAGGUAUUGUUAAGCAGAAUAUGAAUAAAGAAGCACCAGAGUUAAAUUCAAGGACAUUGAUAUCCUCUGGCCGAUCUCUUGGAUGUCAGCCCUCUGGCUUAAAAAGGAAGUUUACUGGUUUUCAAGGACCACGUCAGGUUCCGAAGAAAACGGUUACUACGGAAAGCAGUGAAUCGGCUGCAUCACAUGAAGCUCAGAAACCUGGCCCUACUUUUUUUUCUCCAUUCUACAGCAUGCCUCCUUUGUUUCCUACUGUUGGCAAGAAGGAUGUAAAUAACAUACCAGCAGACCCUGAGAAUGUUGUGACUUACAAGAACAGAGAGAGAAAUGCCAUGGAUUUUUCUUCGGUUUUUUCUCCAUCCUUCCACAUUAACUCAGAAGUGCUAUGUGAAGAAAAUUAUUUUUGCUCUCCUAUGAAUUCUGGAAGUAAACUUUCAGACUCUUUACUGACCAGUGAGCCUGUGAAAAGAGAUAGUUUGGCAUCCCACUGUUCAGGAAUUUCACAAAACAUCAGAAGCAAAGCACAGAUAUUAGCUCUUCUGAAGUCCCAAUCAACUGGUACAUGUGAGGAACUAAAUUCUGAGAUAACAGAGCAUUUUCCUCAAAAACAACCACAUAGAAGUUUAAAAAUUGCUACUAAAUCAAAGUAUGUAAUUCAACAGGAAGAGUGUGCUGAGAUGAAGAGCACAGACAAUUUAUACUGCCAGCAUCAAUCAGAAAAUACCAUGAGAAGUAAAAGCCGGUGGGCCAUGUAUUUAUCCUCACAAAGUUCACCUAUGGAUUUUUCUACUGAAGAUGGGCAUGAUACAGAAAGGAAACCCAGGGCUCAGGAAGAUGAUAUGAAUUCUAAUUUGAAAGAUCUUUUGUUACAAAAAAAGAUACAGUUCUUUGAAACAUGUGCUGAAGAGGGGAAAAAGUGUAAUGUAGACAAGUCAGUGGGUAAUAAUGAUCAAUCCUGGAAUCAAGAAGUAAAAUUAGAAAUUCCUUCAUCCAGCGAUGGCAGUGGCUUACAGGUUACCUGUAAAAGUGCAGAAAAUGAUGGUACAUUAUCAGAAUCAGACAUUCAAGAAGAUAAUAAAAUACCUUUUAAUCAAAAUGACAAGGUGUGCAUUAAAGGAUCAGUUCUUGUUAAAGAAAAUGAUCAGGAGGUAAAUACAUGUGGAACACUGGAAAAGGAAUGUGAACAACCAGAGUCAUCUCUGCCAGAACCAAAACAUCUCCAAACUGAAUCUAGUAAUAAUGCUAGGAUCUCUGAUGACAUUACAGACAUGUUUUCUAAAAGUAAAAUGGAUAAUGAAAAUCUUAAUAGUAUUCAUGAAUCGCUGAGUAAUGUAACACAACCAUUUUUGGAGGUAACUUUUAAUCUGAACAAUUUUGAAACCAGUGACACUGAAGAGGAGUCACAGGAAAGCAAAAAAAUUUCCCAGGACUCAGAGAGCUGGGUAAAGCACAUUUUGGUUAAUGAUGACAAUUUAUGUGUUCAAAAGAGGUCUGAGAAUACAAACUAUAAAGAGAUUGAGGGUGAACAUUUGCCACUCUUGACAUCUGUUGGUGGCAAACCUACAGAGACAUUUCCUAUUAAAGAGACUCUGCCAUCACACUUUUGUGAUAAAACUUUUGUGGGUUUUGACAUGGGAAUUUGUAAAGCUGGAAACACUGGAAAAGAAAUAGAGGAGUAUAGUGACACAUUGAGCAAUUCUGAAUCUUUUGAGUGGACUGGUGAUGUAUACAUAGGUAACAAAGAAGAUGCUAAUAAAUGUAUUCAAAAAGUCAGAAUUAACUAUGACUCUGCUUUACUCCCAAAUAAAUCUAAAGAUACAAACAUGAAUUCACAUAUUCCUCAUAUUCAAAACCAGACUGCUGAAAACAGUAACCUAUUUUCAGAAGAUGCUCAAUCUCAUCCUUUUAUUUUGGGAAGUGACCUAUUAGACAAAAAUGAUGAACAUGUUUUACCGUCAACUUCUAGUAGUGACAACAGUGUCCAACUAUUAAAUACCAAUCAGAAUCACUCUGAUUGUAUUACACUUGAUAAAUCAAAUACCCACAUUUUCAAUUCUUUGUUUUACCCACUGGGAAAAAAUCAUUUUAUUUCCAAAGACACAGAACCACAUAAAUCUGAACCUGAAGAUUUGGGAAAGAUUAUUAGUCUACCCCCUAACCAUAUUGAAGUUGAAACUUCUGGAGAGGACAACCAAUACUGGAAUCCUAAAAAUUCUUCAGAACUUUCUGGAUUAGUAAAUACCAUUUCCAUUUUAAAGUCACUAUCUGAACACAGUACUGCUUUAGACAGCUUGGAAAUAUUGAGAAAGAAAAAUACUGUCUUCGAACAAGGAACUCAACAGACAUAUGAGCCAGAUAGCAGUCCUGAAGUGAGGAAACCAUUUACUACAGUAGUUUCACGAAAGUCUCCUCAUCUGCACAAGGAUUCUCAACAGAUACUAAAAGAAGAUAAAGUUGAACUAAGUGAACCACUUCAGUCUUUGCAGUUCCCUUCCUUGGGAAGUAAAGAAGAGACUGCUUUUCUAGCUGUUAUUCCUAAACAAACAGAGAGGAAAAUCUGUGAUCUUAAGUUUGCAGAUAAAGAAAACUUUCCAAAAGGAGGUACUAGCUUUAACAUUGAAGACAAUUUUAAAGUGCUAUCUGGGUCUGAGAAGGACUCAAUUGAAAAUGAUUCAAUUUUAGGUUUUUCUCCUAAAGAUUCAGAACAUUUAUAUCAUUAUUUGGAUUGUAAUUUUAAAUCAGCAGAGAAGACUUCAUGGGAAGCAAAUAAGGUGACAUCACCAGAACAAAACAUCUGUACAUUGAGCCCUGUUUCUACAUUUUCUUUGAACUCAAGAGAUGAAGACUUCAUGGUUGAAUUCUCUAAGAAGUCCCUGAAAGCAAGAACUUUACCUGAUGAUCUUCAUUUUCUCCACUUGGAGGGAAUGAAAAAAUCCAGUUCUCUGGAGAAUGAGAACCUUCAAAAGCUUUCAUUAGUAAGUAGAACCCAGGUUCCACUUAUUACUUUGCCACCUACUGAUGGACCACCUGACUUAGACUCUCAUUCAUAUAUGAUCAACUCUAACACAUAUGAGUCUUCUGGUUCCCCCAAGCUCAACUUGUGUGAAGAGUCAGCAGUUCUUUCUUUUAGUGUUGAGCCUGAGGAUCAUAAUGAAACCUCUUUCUGUGGAGAAUCUAGGGAAGUGACUCUAGGGGAUGUUUCACUUCUCACCAAUAUAUCUACUCAGAGCAAGUGGCUGAAAUAUCAAAACACAUCCCAAUGCAACGUGACUACUCCAAACAGAGUUGAUAAGAGAAUGACCGAUGGCUUCUUUGCCGAGGCUAUUUCUGGGAUGCAUUUUAGAGAUACAAGUAAAAGACAGAGCGAUGCUAUCAGUGAAAGCUCUUUAGACUCUGUGCAUUUGCAAAUGAUAAAAGGCAUGCUCUGUCAACAGCAGCAGGAUUUUAGCAGUCAAGAUUUGGUUUCCAGAAAGAAAGUACUUUCUCUGAAUUUAAAGCAGACUUCUAAGACAGAGGAAAUUAAAAAUGUAUUAGGAGGGCCUACCUGCUACGACAGUGUAAAGGAUUUACAGGAGAUAAGUGGCUCUGAGCUAUGCUUUCCAAGUGGGCAGAAAUUAAAGUCUGCUUAUCUUCCCCAAAGGCAAAUUCACAUACCAGCUGUUUUUCAGUCGCCUGCUCAUUAUAAGCAGACUUUCACAUCUUGCCUCAUAGAACAUCUAAAUAUAUUGCUGUUUGGAUUAGCACAAAACUUGCACAAAGCUCUCUCAAAAGUUGACAUAUCAUUUUACACAUCGUUGAAGGGAGAGAACCUGAAAAAUGUAGAAAAUAAUGUACCAUUCUGUCAUCAUAGUCAACCUGCAAAACUUGUCAUGGUUAAAAAGGAAGGUCCAAAUAAGGGUCGUCUCUUUUAUACAUGUGAUGGACCCAAAGCUGAUAGCUGUAAAUUCUUUAAAUGGCUUGAGGACAUGACUCCAGGAUUAAAUAUCACACAGGAAGGAGCUCGACCUGGCAUGGUUUUAAGUGACAUUAAGAGUAUUGGCUUGUACUUAAGAAGUCAAAAGAUACCACUCUAUGAGGAAUGCCAGCUUUUGGUGAGAAAAGGAUUUGAUUUUCAGAGAAAACAGUAUGGCAAACUAAAGAAGUUUACUACUGUAAAUCCUGAGUUUUAUAAUGAACCAAAAACCAGACUUUAUCUUAAGCUGAGUCGAAAGGAAAGUUCUUCAGCUUAUAGCAAAAACGACCUUUGGGUGGUUUCAAAAACCCUAGACUUUGAGCUGGAUACUUUUAUUGCGUGUAGUGCUUUCUUUGGACCAUCAUCUAUCAAUGAGAUAGAACUACUGCCUUUGAAAGGCUAUUUCCCUUCUAACUGGCCCACCAACAUGGUUGUCCAUGCGUUAUUGGUUUGUAAUGCUAGCACAGAACUGACAACUUUGAAAAACAUUCAGGACUACUUUAAUCCAGCUACUCUACCUCUAACACAGUACCUGUUAACAAUGUCUUCGCCAACUAUAGUCAGCAACAAAAGAGUCAGUAAGAGAAAAUUUAUCCCACCAGCCUUCACAAAUGUCAACACAAAAUUUGAACUACUCAGCCUAGGAGCAACAUUGAAGUUAGCUAGUGAGUUGAUUCAGGCACACAAGUUAAACAAAGAUCAAGCUAUAGCUCUAAUUCAGAUAGCUCAAAUGAUGGCAUCAUAUGAAAGUGUUGAAGAAGUGAAGGAACUGCAAGCUCAUACCCUCCCUAUCAUGAUCAUACAUGGUGUGUUUGGAGCAGGAAAGAGUUAUUUGCUGGCAGUGGUGAUUUUGUUCUUUGUACAGCUGUUUGAAAAGAGUGAAGCUCCCAACACUGGAAAUGCAAGGCCAUGGAAACUUCUGAUUUCUUCUUCUACGAAUGUGGCUGUUGACAGAGUACUUCUUGGGCUUCUCAGUCUUGGAUUUGAAAACUUUGUCAGAGUUGGGAGUGUUAGGAAGAUUGCCAAACCAAUUUUACCUUAUAGCUUACAUGCUGGCUCAGAAAAUGAAAGUGAACAAUUAAAAGAACUACAUGCACUAAUGAAAGAAGACCUGACUCCUACAGAAAGAGUCUAUGUGAGAAAAAGCAUUGAGCAGCAUAAACUGGGGACCAAUAGAACCCUGCUGAAACAGGUUCAAGUAGUUGGAGUUACCUGUGCAGCCUGCCCAUUCCCAUGCAUGAAUGAUCUUAAAUUUCCGGUAGUUGUGCUGGACGAGUGUAGUCAGAUAACUGAACCGGCCUCUCUCCUUCCCAUUGCAAGGUUUGAGUGUGAAAAACUGAUUCUUGUUGGGGAUCCCAAACAGCUACCUCCUACUAUUCAGGGUUCUGAUGCAGCUCAUGGAAAUGGAUUGGAACAAACUCUUUUUGAUCGACUUUGCUUAAUGGGUCACAAGCCAGUUCUGUUGAGAACUCAAUACCGUUGUCACCCUGCAAUCAGUGCUAUUGCUAAUGAUAUGUUUUAUGAAGGAAACCUCAUGAAUGGUGUGACAGAAAUAGAGAGGAGCCCUUUAUUGGAAUGGCUACCAACCCUGUGUUUUUAUAAUGUUAAAGGACUAGAACAGCUAGAAAGAGAUAACAGCUUUCAUAAUGUGGCAGAAGCUGCUUUUACACUCAAGCUGAUUCAAUCACUGAUUGCAAGUGGAAUAGUGGGCUCUAUGAUUGGCGUGAUAACAUUAUACAAAUCCCAAAUGUACAAGCUUUGUCAUUUACUCAGUACUGUAGACUUUGACCAUCCUGAUAUCAAAACUGUGCAGGUGUCCACAGUAGAUGCUUUUCAGGGAGCUGAAAAGGAAAUCAUUAUUUUGUCCUGUGUAAGGACAAGACAAGUAGGAUUCAUUGACUCAGAAAAAAGAAUGAAUGUUGCAUUGACCAGAGGAAAGAGGCAUUUGCUGAUUGUGGGAAAUUUAGCCUGUUUGAGGAAAAAUCGACUGUGGGGACGUGUGAUCCAACACUGUGAAGGAAGGGAAGAUGGAUUACAACAUGCAAGCCAGUAUGAACCACAGCUGAACCAUCUUCUUAAAGAUUAUUUUGAAAAACAAGCCAAAGAAAAACAGAGGAAAAAGAGUGAAAAAAGAUAAAUAUCAUUCACAAAAGGCAUGGUAUAAAUAUUUUGUAUUUAUGUAAAUUCAGACUCAUUUUACACUAUUUUUUAUUAUUUAUUACUCUAAACUAUUAUUAAAAAUGCUUUAUGAUAUUUAAAUAACAUACUAAACAGAUAUAAAAUUUUGUUCUUCAAAAAAUGUACAGUACUUAUAUUAAGACAGGCAGAUAUUAAAGGUAGUAUAAAAUCCUACUAAAAAAAUAAGUUUUUUUUCUAAGAAGAAUGAUUUCUGUUUGCUAACGAAAUGGAUUUUACAAAGGGCGGGAUAUGGAGAAUGCCUACUUACUUCAAUAAUAAGUGAAUGUCUCCAGAGCUUAUCUGUUGGAACAUAUCUACACAAUCAGAUUACCAACACCUUUCUAAAACUUUAAUUUUAUGAGAAUAUUUUUCAAAUGAUUAUAAGGCCUCACUAUUUUAUAAAUAAAAAUAUAUUCAUAAAUAUGUGUUUAUGUCUAAACCUUUUGAAAAGUACACAAAAGAAGAAAGAAAAGCACUAAAAGUUUACACCUGGAGAUAGCAGUGUUCAACACCUGGCCUUGGCUAGUGAUAUAGAUACGUGUAGGUGCUUAAUAAGUAUCCAUUGAAAGAAUGAACAAAUGAAUGAAAGUUACCUUUGGUUCUUUUUUUUCUACUCUUUUUCCUCUGCAUUUGUUUGCACAGUAGGUAUUGAUCUAUAUAUGUGGAUUACAACUUUUUAUUAUAAAAAUAAUACAUUAUUCAUGUAGAAAAUUUGCAAAGUGCAAGAAAGUAUACAACAGAAAACGAAAGUCACCUAGAAAUACUCUACUGGGAGAUAAUCACUAACAUUCCUUCAGUGUUUUUUCUAUGCUCAUAUUCUAUGUGUGUAUAUAUAGUUAAGUUUUAAACCAUUUGUGCCCAUACUGAUUCUUGGACAUUAUUAACAAAGGAGCAUUUAUACAUCCUAGAUGGAAAAAUGACAAGGGCUUGAUUAUAAUUAAUAUCAAUACAAUAUUUUUACCAAUUAAAAAAAUCAUAGUGAUCCACGUCACUCAAUAUUCAUUUGAAAGAUGCAGGAAAAUUCCUACUUGAAUUAUUUCACAAUAAAAAAAAAUGACUGGUCAGCCUCUAUGGAACUCUUAGGGAGAAAAAUAAAUUCAAUAAUAAAACUUGUGCUUUAGUCAUUCUCCAAGGCUUUUCCCAAAUGUGUUACUGUUUGCAACAACAGUUGCUCUUUUAAGUGUUCAUCCAAACUGUGAAGUGAAAGAUGUAACUUCUAACAGAU